AGGGGCUAAUAAUCGACUAUCUGCUACGCCCACUUUCGAUAUAUAAAAAAAUUGUUUCAGUCUUUAAUUGCUUUGAAUCUCGAACCAUUUCAAACUCUUCGUGGGACGAGAGAACCUCUUGACUGUCAUAUUACCGAUAAUUUAAAAAUGAAUUAAUCGUGAGAAAAAAUAUUUUUAAAAAAAUAUGAAGUGUAUUAAAUGUUUGCAAAUCGUGUUUUUUCUUUCAUUGAAUAAACUCAUCUUUGCUAUUGAAAAACAGUGGAUAGUAGAUUUCGAGUGGCAAAACGAAAAAAAUUGGGAUCAUAUACCUAAAAUCGAUGGACACGUUAUUUUCCCACUUGAAACGAGACAUGCCGUCGGUCUUUCUAAAUCCGUGGACUUAAAAUUAUCUAAAAUUGACUUACCAAGAGAAGGUUCCUUAGUGUUAUUCAGAAAUGGUAAAUUAGAGUUUAGCGAAUCGAAAAAUUCGGAAACAAAGAUAUCGAGAUGGUUGAAGGAGGGUAAAUUUUUCUGGGUUGAUCCUGAUAAUUGGAAUGGUGUUUCCGAAGCAGCACCUCAUAUGGAACGAAUACCUUGUCGUCAAGACGAUGUAGUUCUGCCAGGAACAGAUCAAACGUUUAAUAUAUAUCUACCAGCUAAAGAUGUCCAAGUAGAAUCCAUUAGAUUAUCGAAUCACAAAUAUCCUAGUACAUGGUGGGAUUGGGAGGAGAUGCAAAAGAAGAAAGAAUUUUUAGGUGGUUUCCUUAGCGUCAAGUAUAGUCAAUAUGGCUGUGAAAAAUGUCUUUGUCAAGACGGUUCACAAUACGAUUAUCUCAAAGAGAUAUGUGCUAUUCAAAAGCCUAAAUGUAGCUUUGCAGCUUGUGAAUAUCCACUAAAGAUCGAAGGACAUUGCUGUCUUUACUGCGGUGGCCGAGUAACUAUACCAAAAGGAGCUUCGUUAGCCAUGAUUCGUUCUUUGGUUGACGAAGUUCUGGAACAACGCGCAACAAGACUUGCAUGGUACGUUAGGCGAACAUGGACAAAUAAUAUAGAAGUUCUUCUCAAAGAGAAGACUGAAUAUACCGGUGUUGAUACUUUAGUAGCACUAAAGGAUCUACAAACAAAACUUCAUGAUGAAAAUAUUGAAAUAUUGUAUACGGAAAAUCCGGGUGCGCCAUUAAAAGAUUCCCGAUUGGCCACGAUGCUUGGACCAUUUUUCGGAGCACCGAUAAUCAUUCUUGUCCUUCUAAUCGCAAGUUUUUGGUAUUUCGAUUAUUCAAUGAGAUAUGUUCUGUCUGAAAUAUCGCAAGCAUGGUCGCCCGUAAAAAAAAAAUCGAAUAAGCCGUUUGGUUUCGCACGUUUUGAGAAUGUCCUUGAGGGUAAUGUGAGAAUCGAUGAUCCUCAAACAAAAAGAGAUGAACAUGAGAUGAACGAGGAACUCAUUAUGGAGGAGGAGGUACUGGAUGAAGAAGGCACUUCUGGUGGUGGAAACUUUGAAAAUCCUCUUUAUAGAUCAAAAAGAGACAAGAACUUUAAGAUAGAAGAACGAGAACUCAUCAACGUCGAUCUUCCACUAAGUCUGACAAGUCUGAAAAAGAGAGCAAAGGAUAAUACGGAGGAUGAUGAUGACGAUAUCGAGAUGGAUAUUGAACAAUAAACUUUUAUCGUUCUUAUUCCUCAAUUAAA
Molecule: messenger RNA, 1665 nt
Organism: Vespula vulgaris
Lineage: Eukaryota; Metazoa; Arthropoda; Insecta; Hymenoptera; Vespidae
Product: protein amnionless-like
Exons: 6
Coding region: 185-1636 (483 amino acids)
Biological process (GO): receptor-mediated endocytosis; intracellular protein localization
Cellular component (GO): endocytic vesicle; apical plasma membrane
Source: RefSeq, a predicted model, not a curated record